AUAUUCGUGGGUGUGCCUUGAGAGUGUAUGGAUGCCCUUUUACUCAGCCUAAAUAAUAGUCAUGCGCUCUCCAUAAAAACUGCCAAAUUUUAUGAAACUGGAAGAAACUUGGUACUUGUUCUGAAAAUCACCUCUGGGAAAGAGUCUUGUAGAGUUUUCUGGUUAACAUGAACGAACAAUCUAAGAAAGAGACUGUGAAUGCACACAGUGGUUCCAUGGAAACAAAGGUGGACACUGUGGAUUAUCGAUCGUCGGCAGGUCAAGCCCAAGAAGAGAGGCACGUGCAGAUAAUUCACCAGCCCCAUUCCACCACCAACACCAACACUAGCGGUGGUGUUCUUGCCGGUGCUGCCGCUGCCGUUGCGUCUACUCUACAGUCUGCCAAGGAUGCCAUAUCCAAAAAGUGAUGUAAA
Messenger RNA from Lotus japonicus, 413 nucleotides. RefSeq lists its product as uncharacterized. The transcript is spliced from 2 exons. The record is from RefSeq and is a predicted model, not a curated record. NCBI's taxonomy places the organism in Eukaryota, Viridiplantae, Streptophyta, Magnoliopsida, Fabales, Fabaceae. Bases 168 to 407 code for a protein of 79 amino acids.